GUUACACUGUUAUACCGAAAAAAAAAAAAUUUAACCUAGUUUCUUACUAAGCUAAAAUCUACUAACCCUCUUAUUUAGUUUUGGUAAAAUGGACAACAACGCCGAAAUCUCAGCCACCAAACACCGGCACGUGGUGGCGAUACCGUACCCAGGCAGAGGUCACAUCAACCCAUUGCUCAACCUCUGCAAACUCAUCCUCUCUAAAUCCAAUGAUUUCCUCUUCACUUUUGUAGUUACUGAAGAAUGGUUCGACAUCCUCAGCUCCGAGCCCAAGCCGCCGGCUAAUAUCCGUUUUGCUGCGCUUCCCCAAGUUAUCCCCUCUGAGGUUGGCCGAGCCGGUGACUUGGAUGGCUUCUUAGAGGCUGUCCUUACUAAGCUCCAGGAGCCCUUUGAGAGACUACUUGACCAGCUCCAGCCGCCGCCGACAGCCAUUAUCUAUGACACGUGGUUGAGUAAUUGGGUGGUUGAUGUCGGUAAUCGAAGGAAUAUUCCGGUGGCUUCGCUUUUUCCAAUGUCGGCUUCGGUUUUUACCGUUUUCUAUCACUUUGACUUGCUGGUUCAAAAUGGUCAUUUCCCUCUCGAUAUCUCAGAAAGAGGCAACGAAGUAGUGGACUAUAUACCGGGCCUUCCUUCAACAACUGUUGCAGACUUGACAACAGUUUACGACGGGGCGGGUAACAAGAUGUGGCUCCGUGUCCAGGACACUUUCACAAUUUUGAAGAAUGCAACAUGUGUUUUAUUUACAUCCAUCCAUGAAUUUGAAGAGCAAGUGAUCAACUGUAUAAAAGAAAAACUACCAAUUCCAGUAUACCACAUUGGCCCUAUGAUACCAUACUUGAACUGCGAAUCAAAUGAUAUACCAUGUAUAACUGAAGGGAAUUCUGUUAUUGAUCAAAGCUACUUACAGUGGUUGGAUUCCCAGCCAAAGGGCUCGGUUUUAUACAUUUCACAAGGAAGUUUUCUUUCAAUCUCGACUGCUCAAAUGGAGGAGAUUGUCGCGGGAAUUAAGGAGAGUGGUGUUCGGUUCUUAUGGGUAACACGAGGAGAUACUUCAAGGUUUAAAGAUGGCGGUGUUGGUGAGGGAUGCUUAGUGUCUUGGUGUGAUCAGUUAAAGGUGUUGAACCAUCCAUCUGUUGGUGGAUUUUGGACUCAUUGUGGGUGGAAUUCUACUUCAGAAAGUAUCUAUUCUGGUGUUCCGAUGCUUACUUGUCCUAUAUUUUGGGAUCAAAUGCCUAAUAGUAAGCUGAUAGUGAAUGAUAUGAAGAUAGGAUGGAGGGCAAUAAACAAUGGUCUUAACAAGGAGAAGUUAGUCUCUAGAGAAGAAAUCGCUGAACGUGUGAGGAGAUUCAUGGACUCUGAAAGUGAUGAGCGGAAAGAGAUGGUUGACAGAGCAAAAACCUUAAGAGAUGUCUUUAGAAAGGCAAUUGCAAAUGGAGGUUCAGCUGCUUCUGAUAUUGAUGCUUUUAUUAGAUGCAUUUCCUGAUUGCUAUUACAUUAUGUACUUUAAUUGUAAAACUUAACUCCAGAAUUUUCGUAAUAAUCAUACUGUAAUGGUGCCGACAUCUUCUGA
Molecule: messenger RNA, 1570 nt
Organism: Spinacia oleracea (spinach)
Lineage: Eukaryota; Viridiplantae; Streptophyta; Magnoliopsida; Caryophyllales; Amaranthaceae
Product: UDP-glycosyltransferase 87A2
Exons: 2
Coding region: 89-1483 (464 amino acids)
Molecular function (GO): quercetin 3-O-glucosyltransferase activity; quercetin 7-O-glucosyltransferase activity
Source: RefSeq, a predicted model, not a curated record